Messenger RNA from Anisakis simplex (herring worm), 1770 nucleotides. NCBI's taxonomy places the organism in Eukaryota, Metazoa, Nematoda, Chromadorea, Rhabditida, Anisakidae. The record is from the annotation of a GenBank genome assembly.
AUGAGUGAUGAGCAGUCAGUGCGUCGUUCGGAACGACUGCGAGGUCGUGAGAGUCGUAGUGCAAGUGUUGAGGUGUUGGUGCAGAGAGAUUCAUCUGUGGAAGUGAUCAGUUCAGUGGAGAGUUCGGCCGUAACUGAGGAUCAAAAUGCGGCCACAGUCACAAGUUCAUCGUCAUCUCAACGCCGCAAAACACCAACUCCAGUGUCGUCUGUAACUUCGUCCAGACGAAUUUCUUCGUUAAGACGGCGAGCGUCGAACGAGAGUAGUGGUGAGAAUACAAAAGAUUCUGAUGAUCCAACGACACCGCAAACAUCCAAAACACCAUCCAGACAACGUUCAUCCGCAAGGAAGGAACGAGGGGUGAGUGUCGAGAGUAAUUCGAGUGCUGACGGCAGCGUCAAGUCAGCUUCCUCUUCAACCACACCAAGACGAAGGAGACGUACUAUUGGUGUUGUUAGUGAGCCACUUGUGGAGGUUAUCAACGAAGAAGAUGAGAGUGCUGAAAGAUCACAGGAGGAUGCGGACAUUAUCGCGUACCAUACUCGAUCGCACGGUCCAAGUGAAGAAGUGGUAGAAUUAGAUGCAGUAAUAAAAAGACGUAGUACUCAUCAUCAGUCACAAGAUGGUCAGUCAUCAGCAGGUGGUAGUGAACAGUCCGUAGAAGCUGAGGAUGCUACAAUGGGCUCAUCGGUUGAACAUGGAUUUGCGCUUACACUGGAAACAUUAUCGCAAGAAGAAAUCGCCAAGUAUAUCGCCAGCUCGUCAUCUUCGUUACAAUCGGAUAUGGAUACGAAGUUAGCAAGCGAUAAUGCAGAAGAUUCUUCACAGAAUGCAAGUACGAAGUCAGAUGCUGCCGAUAAAGAUUCAGAUGCUGAAGGGUCGAGGAAACAACAGAGUGAUACGACUGUUUCAUCAGCGAUUAUCAUAUCACAAACGGAGUCGAAUCAUAGUUUGGAAUCGUUAUCAGUGCCACAUCUGGAAUCGCACAAGCCAUCAGACGUGGUUCCGACUGAAAUUGAUGACGACAGCAGAGGGAAAGGAGGUAAAGUGAAUGUUGACGAGGCUAAUGAUGAGCAGUUUACGAAGGGUGUUGAGAAUGACGAACAACAAUCUGAAUUGCGAAUGCAGUCGAUAAGUGCUGUAAUCAACGAGUUAGUAACGGUGCGGUGUGAAGAAAAUGUGAUUGAUGAACGCAUCGAUCGACACGCGAGUGAAGAAUCACUUCAAAUGAGUACUGAGGAUUCAUCGGUACCAAUUAUAGGAGAGGAUUCAGGAGGUGCAUUGAAAUCAUCGGCGAAAACUGAUAACAGCGCAGAUAACGUUGACGGUGAUGCGAGAAAAGAUACGCAACUGAGUUUAAAUGAAGAAGAACAUCGGUGCGAAGAACAGAAAUCUUCAUUGCUUGCCGAAGAAACUGACCGUUCACAUGCUGAUAAGGACGUCGAAUUUGUGAUGAAGGAAGCGAAUGAAGCAAGCGAUAAGAUGUCAUCAUCAGAAAUCGUCACUGAAACUGUUGAAGAACAAAGUGUUCUGAAGGAACGAACACCCGAACAUGAUCAAAUGAACGAUUCAGGGCAACAAAUGGAAUUGGCAGGCGAAGAGAAGAAACGAGAAAUCGAAAGUGAGAAGUCAAAAAAUGAGUGCGAGUCGAAGAAUGUCUCAGAGAAUGCCAGUGGAAAUGUUGAUGAAGAAGUGGAAUCAGAUGCGACUGACAAAGAGAGUGAGUGUUGGCCGUCAAUCUCAGACGCAUCAUCCAUUUGGCAUAAGUGA